Camellia sinensis is the source of this 801-nucleotide messenger RNA. The record is from RefSeq and is a predicted model, not a curated record. Lineage: Eukaryota; Viridiplantae; Streptophyta; Magnoliopsida; Ericales; Theaceae.
AUGGCUGAGGGGACGGAAAAUGAGGACCGGGUGGAUCUUGACGAUGACUAUUACAUUGAAGAAAUGGACGAUGACGUUGAAAAACAAAUAAAGGAUGAUGCAGCAGGAGGAGGUGGCAAUGAAAAUGGUGAAGACCGACAUGAGGACUUGAGAAGAGAGGAUAGUGGGAAAGACCAAGUGCUAGAAGUAGAUAGAGAUGACAAAGAGAAGUGUGCAGAGCUUCUUGCCCUUCCUCCUCAUGGGUCUGAAAUUUUUGUUGGUGGACUUCCUCAAGAUGUCUCAGAAGAAGAUUUGAGGGAUCUCUGUGAAUUAAUGGACAAGAUUUUUGAGAUAAAGUUGAUGAAAAAUAGGGAUACUGGUGAAGGUAAGGGUUUUGCCUUUGUAGCAUUCAAAGCCAAGGAGGUUGCACAACAGGCCAUUGAAGAGUUGCACAACAAAGAAUUCAAGGGUAGAUCAUUAAGGUGUUCACUCUCUGAAGCUCAACACAGGUUGUUUAUUGGUAAUGUUCCGAAGACCUGGACAGAUGAUGAGUUUAGAAAAGUCAUUGAGGAUCUGCAAAAUCCAAGCCAGAAUCGUGGCUUUGCUUUUGUUGAGUAUGACAACAAUGCCUGUGCUGACUAUUCUAGACAGAAAACGUCGAGUGCAAAUUUUAAGAUGGAUGGCAAUGCCCCGACUGUCAGCUGGGCUGAUCCAAAGAAUGUGCCUGAUAAUUCUGCUGCUGUUUCUCAGCUUAAGCUGGUCAAUGUGGUUGUUUCCUUAUUCAUUGUGUGGAAAACAUUCAAUGUGCAAGUUGACUUCUAG